Messenger RNA from Linnemannia hyalina, 2499 nucleotides. NCBI's taxonomy places the organism in Eukaryota, Fungi, Mortierellomycota, Mortierellomycetes, Mortierellales, Mortierellaceae. The record is from the annotation of a GenBank genome assembly.
AUGCCCACUGACCGUGACCUCGACGGCUCUUCCUCAUCCUCUGCCUCAAAGCCAAGACCAGUUCGGCCCAUCCUCCCGGCCCAGAGCCUCACUGCACCUCGUCUGUUGCAGCCAGCUUCUUUCGAUGCUUUUUCCAGCAAGCGCCAAAAUCUCACGAAAAAACACCACCCUACCCCACAUCACCAGCAGCAGCAGCAACCACUAUCACUGGCGCAGAAUCAACAACAGCAACAGAGGACUUCCCAGACGCCAGGCGAUGUUCUUUACUCGCUGUCGACCGCUAGCAUCCGCGCACGCAAGAAUGCCGUGGAGAUGGAAAACAUCCAACGUGCAAAUCAGCUCUACGAAGAGUAUAUCGCUAAGAUCAAGGCUGUCAGCGAGUCGAUCCCACCAGCACCAACAACAACAGCCAGGACCAUUCCCACAUAUCAGGACGAUCCCAUGAAUUCAUACAAGAUGGACAUUGACCCGAUUGACAUUGCCGCAAACGCUGGAUCCUUCAACCCAUACCCCAACAAGGCCACACGACUGAGUCCACUGGGAGAGAAAGACUUGGGACCCAUGGAAGGUCUUCAGGGGAUGUUGCGGUUAGGAAUGCUCCACAACUUGGUCCAACAGUACUUCACGCUCAUCCACCCGCAGUUCAUGAUCCUCCACAAGAACAAUUUCCUUUUCCGGUUCUGGGCAGAGUAUGGGCCCUUUCCCGAGGCGUACGAGAUCCACAGCCAGCUCAAUGGGAAGCCGUGUUCAGGGGACUAUGCAACCGAAGGUGGAAUAGUGGCGCAUAAGAGUAGUUGUAGCGCUGCCGCUGCUCCCGCUGCUGUGACUGAGCCGUCGUCGUCGAGGCAAGCGCCAGAGAAAUCUAGUUACAGGAGCAGCCCACUCUUGCUACUGUCGAUGAUGGCCUUGGUCUCUCGACACCUCAACGACCGGUCGCCCAUGAAGAGUACCGCCGAGGAGAAGUAUCGACGUGUCCAGGAUGGUUUGUCUUUGUACAGCCACGACCGCAAGGUGAUCGAGCACCGGUGCAAGGAAAAGCUGCAGGAAGGAAUGCUACAGGAUCUCAUGGAGACGGACGAGCAUGGACAUCGAGACUUGGACGGCGAGAACUUCCGGGAUCGAGGAGAGCAGUACUUCUGUUGGGCGACCGAGCUGUUGAAGUCUCAGUAUGAGGAGCCCUCACUGACGGUGAUCCAGUCGUUGCUGUUGUUGCGAGAGUAUGCCGUCAUGGCCGGGAAUCACACCCAGGCGUACAUGUAUGGUGGCACUGCGAUUACGAUGGCCUUGGUUCUUGGAUGGGAUCGUGCGCAUCUGAUACAGAACUCGAGUAAUGGAUCGCACGGACAGUCGGGAAGUCAGGAGUUUGCAAAGAGGUCGGAGGAAGAGAAGGCAGCGCAGGCAACGCAGCGGGAGAACAAGGCCAAGGAUGAAGAGCAGAGGCUCUGUUGGUGGCAGUGCUUUAUUGUCGAUCGCUGGAUGUCAGCCGCCUACAACCGCCCCGUUAACAUCCCGGUGCAUGUGUUCGAUAAGACUCAUCUGGGUCCGGCCCCCAAGAUCAUCUCGAUGUCACGACCAGGAGACGACCCCUACACUCCACCAACAAUAGGAAUGGAGUUGAUCCCUAUGGGUUCAGGAGUGCCCUCACCCCGGACUGUGGGACUACCUCCAGCUCCGUACCGAGCCAAAUCGUUCUUUGACCAGCAAUGCCGACAGGCUCUACUUCUGGACGACAUCUUGGUGUUCCUGUCUACUUGGUCAGAUGAGCUGUUUGUCAAUCCUGCGGCGUUUGAUAAGCUUUCGGGUGCUCUGGAUGACUGGCAUCGAGACCUGGCGGAUUGGCAGACGUUCCCGUUUUCAGGGAUCGUUGCUCCACCCAAAUCGUCGAUCAGCAGACCUUCCACCCAGAAGUUUGCUGCCACCAUUCCUGUCACGACUCUCUCUAAUGACGGUAGUAGCAGAAGCAACAAGCAACAUCAGCAGGAAAGACGAGAUAUCGUUCAAUCAACUCUCCUCGGAAUCACAUUCCACACAAUCAGGAUCCUUCUCUACCGCCCAUUCCUCCGGACAAACCUCCGUCACCCACCCUGUAUCCCGUCCCGCGCUAGACUUGCAUGCGCCCAAUCCGCCAAUGCAAUGACGUCCCUUGCAGAGUCGCUUAUCAACUUGACGGACGCGACUGUUCAACCUUGCCUUCUAAUGCGCCACCAAUUCUCGCUGGUCACAGCGGCAGGUAUCCAGUUGAUGAAUGCUUCUCUGGAGGAUGAGCCGCGGCUGUCGACGCCGGCCAAGAUUAAUUUGUUGAAGACUAUCCGUAUCCUGAGGGAUGCUGAUCGGUCGACCUUUGGGCCUCCUCCUCCUCCUGUUGGUAGUGGUGAUAAUGGUGGUACAGGUGCUAAUGGUUUCCGGGAUGGGUUCCAUCAAGUGCUGAGGGAGCUCUUUCCUGGACAGAUGAAGCAUAUGCCCGACCUUCUUGGUCCUUCGGCUUCUUCAUCAACAUAG